Molecule: messenger RNA, 1129 nt
Organism: Mycotypha africana
Lineage: Eukaryota; Fungi; Mucoromycota; Mucoromycetes; Mucorales; Mycotyphaceae
Product: Snf7 family
Exons: 8
Coding region: 197-868 (223 amino acids)
Biological process (GO): late endosome to vacuole transport via multivesicular body sorting pathway; vesicle budding from membrane
Cellular component (GO): multivesicular body
Source: RefSeq, a predicted model, not a curated record
ACUAUUGAAGCUCUUUUGAAUGUUUCUUAGCAUAAGGUUCUAAAUUCCGCUGUAAUGCGCUCAGUCCUAUCGCGCCGCCUUCCUGCCAAAAAAAGCAUGAAAAAAAAGGCGAUGCUGCAAAUAAAUCCAGGUCAAGAAAAAUAGCAGACAACUCAUUCUUUUUCGUUUAAUUCGUUUACAGAAAAUUGAAUAAUAAAUGAACAGACUCUUUGGAUCAACUAAGAAAACGCCUAAACCAACACUUAACGAUGCAAUAACUAACACAGAUGUGCGAGUGGACGCUGUUGAGGUCAAAGUAAAAAAAUUAGAAGCUGAGUUGACGAGAUAUAGAGAUCAACUCAAGAAAAUGAGGGAAGGUCCAGCAAAGAAAGCAGUGCAGCAAAAAGCAUUGAGAGUACUGAAACAAAAGAAAUUGUAUGAAGCACAGAGAGAUAACUUACAGCAACAAUCAUUCAAUAUGGAGCAAGCUCAGAUGACAACGGAAAACUUACGUAAUGUAAUGGCCACAAUGGAUGCUAUGCAAACUGCCAAUAAGGAGAUGAAACGACAAUAUAAGAAUGUUAAUUUGGAUAAAAUUGAUCAACUCCAAGAUGAAAUGGAAGAUUUAAUGGAACGUGCCAACGAAGUACAGGACACGUUAGCAAGAUCUUACAAUUUACCCGAUGAUAUAGACGAAGAUGAUCUUGAAGCUGAACUGGAUGCUUUAGGGGAUGAGUUGGAAUUUGAAGAAGAGGAGAUUCCCUCUUAUCUGCAAGAAGCGAACGAGAUUGAACUUCCUAAAGCUGCAGAAACAGAUUUGAAAUCGGACGUCGCUUUAGACGAGUUUGGUUUACCCGUCGGUACGGAAACACCCAUGAAGGCACAAUAAGUUCCCUCUUGAAAGAGAUCAUUCGUAGUCUAUAAUUUUUUUCUCGCAUCUUUGUGAGAGCAUUAUUUAUCCAUAAAUAUUGCAAUUUUUAUACCAACAGUAGAUUUCCACUGUCUGUAAGCCAACCAUAUACGGUUAUUUGGUAUGCUGUAUCAUCAGUCUGAAAUUAAUUUGAAAUCAGAAAAUCACCUUGAGGCGUUAAACAAUUCUCACUUUUACAAUAAAAUUCAACUGCCGAACAUGCGCUUUUUAGCUCUUCUU